This is a messenger RNA of Cercospora beticola, 871 nucleotides long. It is a transcript of the gene PFD1, whose product is annotated as prefolding complex chaperone subunit. Gene Ontology annotation, cellular component: cytoplasm; prefoldin complex. NCBI's taxonomy places the organism in Eukaryota, Fungi, Ascomycota, Dothideomycetes, Mycosphaerellales, Mycosphaerellaceae. Gene Ontology annotation, molecular function: protein folding chaperone. Gene Ontology annotation, biological process: protein folding. The record is from RefSeq and is a predicted model, not a curated record.
GCACAGCACCUUCGAGCAUUUGUCGACGGCGACGCGGCUACGGCAUCAUGGCGAUCCCGAACGAGAAGCUGCAGCAGCUCUUGCAAGAAAUCGAGCAAAAGGCCGCCUUCGCCUCCCAGCAACUCCAGAUCGUGCGCGGCCAGAUCAACUCCAAAAAUCGCGAAAGUCGGAUGCUGCAGCUGAGUGCGGUGGAAUUGGACUCGUUACCAAAGGACACUCCAGUUUAUGAUGGUGUCGGCAAGAUGUUCGUGCUUACUACUACUGAGGAUAUCAAGAAGCGUCAAGCCAAAGAAGCGACUGAUGUCAAGGCCGAAAUGGCAAAUCUCGAGAAGAAGCUGAAUUAUCUGGAGACGACUUAUAAGAAUAGUCAAGAGCAUAUGAAUGCUAUUUUGCAGCGAGGCGGGUGAGGGAUUAUGAUCUGCAGGGUGAAUGAAGUUGGACGUAGCCGCUUGCCAUCGCUGGCUUCGAGUGCUUUUGGCUUGAAUAUGCACUUUCUCCGGGGAGCACCGUCACCGAAAUUUACGGCUGGCUAGCCUCCACAGCGUCUUCGCUGCACUCCCAGUCCGACAGAAGGCCAAUACCCAUGCUAUGAAGCACUUACUGAGGGGGCUUCCAUUAUCGACGCGGUCGAUGUGCUGCCAGCAGUUGAGUCGCCGGCAUGACUGCGACUGUGGUCAGCCCUCUCGAGGAGGAAGCAGAACAACUGUGACAAAAGCCAGACUGCGGACGUAGAAAAUCCUGCCACAUUGCAAAUGGCCUCGGCCUAGCAGGAGCUGCUGCCUCAUAUUCCCGCACGAAUUAGUCUCAGCAGAUAGUCAAAAUCAAAUGCGUCGCCUUACGGGCUACGCAAAGCGCUUUCAAUCCAUUCAAG